AUGGCCUCAAUUGCUCGCUGCGUCAGGGCUGCCCGCCCCUCGGUCCUGUCGGCCGUCGUCAAGCCCGCUGCCCGCCCCGUCAUGGCCCGCCCUGCGCAGAGGACCUUUGCGACGACACCUGCCGCUCUCAUCCGCAAGUACACCAAGGACCACGAGUGGAUCGACCUCGCGGCCGACAACAAGACGGGCGUCAUCGGCAUCUCUGACUGCAAGGUCGUCCAGGUCAACAUUGACCUCGAGGAGAAGCCCGGCACCAUCAACAAGGUGCCCGAGGACGACUCGCACGGCGGCGGCUGGCUGGCCCGCGUGGAGGUCGACGAGCAGGGCGUCAAGGACCUCGAGAGCCUCAUGGAUGCCGAGGCCUACAAGGCGUUUGUCGGCGGCGAGCACUAA
Messenger RNA from Verticillium alfalfae VaMs.102, 393 nucleotides. RefSeq names its product glycine cleavage system H protein. Gene Ontology annotation, biological process: glycine decarboxylation via glycine cleavage system; protein lipoylation. The coding region runs from base 1 to 393 and encodes 130 amino acids. The transcript has 3 exons. Gene Ontology annotation, cellular component: glycine cleavage complex; cytoplasm; mitochondrion. NCBI's taxonomy places the organism in Eukaryota, Fungi, Ascomycota, Sordariomycetes, Glomerellales, Plectosphaerellaceae. The record is from RefSeq and is a predicted model, not a curated record.